GGAGCUUGUGGCGCAGACGGGCUGAAGGCUUGGGAGCUGGGGAACCCCUGAUCCAGUACUACGGAGCGCACAGAGGUGAAAGGUAAAGGAAACACAGAGCCAUCUCGGGGAGCAACUCUGAAAAGAGAAUCAUUGCAUUUAGCUUAGUUCCCUAUGUCUUCACCUGAAAUUUCUUCCCUCUCAUGGGGGCAAAUGAAAGUGCAAGGCUCUGCCGUGACCUAUAAGGAUUGCAAAGUAUGGCCAGGAGGCAGUCGGGCUUGGGAUUGGAGAGAAACAGGAACUGAGCAUUCUCCUGGUGUGCAGCCUGCAGAUGUAAAGGAAGUUGUUGAGAAAGGUAUACAGGCCCUUGUGAUUGGUCGAGGAAUGAGUGAGGCCUUGAAGGUGCCUCCAUCCACUGUGGAAUACCUCAAGAAACAAGGCAUUGAUGUGAGGGUCCUCCAGACAGAGCAGGCAGUGAAGGAAUAUAAUGCUUUGGUUGCCCAAGGUGUCAGGGUGGGAGGUGUCUUCCAUUCCACCUGCUAAUGUAGCCUUAAGAGGAGAAUAAAUCACUAAAUAAUCUUGC
Molecule: messenger RNA, 562 nt
Organism: Sciurus carolinensis (gray squirrel)
Lineage: Eukaryota; Metazoa; Chordata; Mammalia; Rodentia; Sciuridae
Gene: Aamdc
Product: adipogenesis associated Mth938 domain containing
Exons: 4
Coding region: 154-522 (122 amino acids)
Biological process (GO): positive regulation of fat cell differentiation
Cellular component (GO): cytoplasm
Source: RefSeq, a predicted model, not a curated record